AUGGGCAGCCAAGCAACCAAGGUACGGGAAGCGAAAGAAAGCCGCUCGGAUGUUCACAUAUGAGGCGACACACGUGCAUUCACUGAUUUGAUUUCCGUGAUGUGUCUGUCGCGGGUGUGCAGAUGUCGGGUGCUGCUGCUGCUGGAGGUGGUGGAGGCUCUGUGGCUGACGAGCCAUCCUCGUCGGCUGCGUCUGCCGCCAAUGGUAACCAACACGUUCGCUGCAGAAGGACACGACAAUGCCGGCACACAGCUGUCUGUCUGUCUGUCUGUGUGGCGUUUUGCAGGUGCGGCCAGGGCAUCGUCGGCGAACCAGCAGCAGCAUCAGCGCACCAUCGAUGCCUCUCAUGUGCCGCAAGAUCUCGCCCCGACGGUUGCCGAGUGCGUCAGGAGUUACUCACAGCUGGAGGCCCUCAUCGACGCCCAUCCCACCCAAUUCACCGCCGCCGUCCUCCUGCCCAUUCUCACCCGGCUGCUGCCCGGCGUGGUGGCCGCCAUCUUUGGUGGCAUGGUUGAGGUGCCAUUGCCCCAGCUGGCCCUGGAAGUGGCUGCUUCGAUGACUUCCCCUCAUCGCAGCGCCGUAAGUCGCGCCCUCCUGCUUCUCGCGAUGCGUCUGCUGGGUGUGCUACUGCCCAUUGUCGGCCUCGGCUCAUUUCUGAUGCGCAUCAUCCCCCAGCUGCCCCUCCCUCAGUCACUCAGCCACGGCUGCCGCAUCGCAGUUGCCAUCGAGCGGCUGACCCGCCGGCUGAAGAGGCUCGAGAGGGGCGGCGAUUGGGCGAGGUGGAAGCCGCAUUUGGAGAUGCUUUAUCUACUGAGAGGCAAGAGGCCUGUGGUGUUGGGCGAUGAGCAUUUCGACGCGUUUAGCAGCUGGGCGGCCAUUAUCGGCGAGAGGGAGGCCGUGCGGCAGUGGAAGGUACUCAGCCGGGGGGUCACUGUCGACCACAACGGCCAACAGAGACAGCUGAUGGACGGCGACGGCAUCCUCUUCGACCUGAGCUACUAUGUUCCCGCCCUCCUGGCCUCUGCCAGCCGUCUCUUCCCUCACCACACAUUCGACCCCGCCGACCCGCCCACAGAGCUGGGCUCCGCGACGUACCCCAGCUACACAUCAAUGGUGGCAUUCGAGCUGUUCUUCCGGCUUCGUGACGGCCACUUCCCCCGUUACAUCAGAGAAUUCCAGUCUCAUCGUUCUGCUUCUGCUGCAUCUCAGCGUGUGUGUGAGCUGCUGGCGGCCUCUCCCAGCGAUGAGACACAGUGGGGGGCGGGGGCGAUCGUGUUUGACAAGCAGUACUCUGACGGAGGGGGGCAGGUACGGCGGGUGGUGUUUGGGAGUGAGGUGAUAGGCGAGGGGCACAUGGUGGCCAUUCAGCUGUGCGAGUGGGGUCAUUCUCGUGAUGUCAUUACAUACUCAACCGAGUCGGCCCCCCACGACAAGACGCGCAAUGUCGUGAUGAGAGUGAUGGGGGAGCACCUGGAGGGAAAGGUGUGGCGGGGGGAGAGGGAGCGGUGAGAUGGUGGUGUGGUUGAGGGCAGUGUACAGGAUGUCAUUUUCAAGCAGCAGACAGACAGACAGACAGACAGCAAGGCAGGCAAUGGGUUUUGUCUCUCUGCUUGUCUGCAGACCAGACGAUGUCUACCUUUUCUUCUCUCUGUCUUGCUUUUCUUCUUGUGCGCACGAGUAGGAGAGAAAGGCCGAUUCUUGUGCAUGGUGUCUGCUGUGAGUGGACGGCUGCUGUGGUGUGGGUGAGUGACCGCUAGGCUUCAAAUAUAUUAAAGACUGCUCAAUGAAGUAAGAGUUUCUGCCCAUUGGGUGGGCCGAUC
Molecule: messenger RNA, 1820 nt
Organism: Vitrella brassicaformis
Lineage: Eukaryota; Vitrellaceae
Source: the annotation of a GenBank genome assembly